This is a messenger RNA of Helianthus annuus (common sunflower), 2705 nucleotides long. RefSeq names its product G-type lectin S-receptor-like serine/threonine-protein kinase At4g27290. The transcript has 7 exons. Gene Ontology annotation, biological process: recognition of pollen; protein phosphorylation. Gene Ontology annotation, molecular function: ATP binding; protein serine/threonine kinase activity. NCBI's taxonomy places the organism in Eukaryota, Viridiplantae, Streptophyta, Magnoliopsida, Asterales, Asteraceae. The record is from RefSeq and is a predicted model, not a curated record. Bases 40 to 2487 code for a protein of 815 amino acids.
UUAAUUUCUUGAUGACAUGUUAAUGUAGGAGAGAGAGAGAUGAAGAUGGCCAAGAUCAAGUUGAUCUUUGGAUUCCUUCUACUUUAUGCAUCAGCACCUCGUAGCCAUGCUGCAGACACCAUAACUGCAAACCAAAUCCUUAGAUAUAACCAAACCAUCAUUUCUCCACAAGAAACCUUCGAACUUGGUUUCUUUAGCCCGGGUAACUCCAUCAACCAUUAUGUCGGAAUUUGGUACAAGAAAAUAUCGACCGGAACCGUUGUAUGGGUAGCCAACCGGAAGACACCACUCACACAUACCUCUGUCGAGCUAACUCUCACCCUUCAAGGAGUUUUAAUUCUUCGGGACGCUACCACGGGCACUGUCAUAUGGGCGUCAGCGAACUCAUCAACGACAUCAGCAAGGAAUCCAAUUGGCCAGCUUUUAGAUACAGGCAACUUUAUAAUUUACGACAACAAUCAAGAAAAUCCCAUAUGGCAAAGUUUUGAAUUUAUUACAGACACUUUUCUUCCUGGAAUGAAGGUGGGCUGGAAUUUGGUUACAGGAACUGAAACGCGCUACACGUCAAAGAAAUCCGAUGAUGAUCCUGCUGCUGGUGAGUUUUCUGCUGGGCUUGAUAUUAGAGGUUAUCCUCAGACGAUUGUAACAGAUGGCCUGGAAAUAAAAUUCAGGGACGGUCCAUGGAAUGGGCUCAGGUUUAGCGGAGCUCCUAAUUUGAGACCAAACCCCAUCUACAACUUUACCUUUGUUCUUAAUGAGAAAGAAAUUUACUACCAGUACAAUCUUAUAAAUACUUCGGUUUUUACCCGGCUGGUGUUACAACCAAGUGGUCGUAUAGAGCGCUUAUUAUGGAUUGAUAGCAAACAGGUAUGGGACAUUUAUCUGACCAGACAAAAUGAUAUCUGUGAUCAGUACGCGGUGUGUGGGCCAUUUGGGAGCUGCAACAUUGAUAACUCCCCGGUUUGUGAAUGUUUGAAGGGGUUUGAGCCCACAUCUCCUGAUCAGUGGAGGGUUGGAGAUUGGUCACAAGGGUGUCGACAUACUGUCCCUUUGGAUUGUGAACCUGGGGAGGGGUUCAACAAAUACUCAAAUCUGAAGUUACCCGACACUCAGAGGUCAUGGUAUAAUAUGACGAUGACCCUUGUAGAGUGUGAGAAAUUGUGUAAAAAGAAUUGUUCAUGUACCGCUUACACAAAUGCGAAUAUCUCAGGGUCUGGGAGUGGUUGCUUGCUGUGGUUUGGCGACCUAAAUGAUAUCAGAACGUUUGCUGAUACUACUGGUGACACUCUUUAUAUACGAAUGCCACCUUCAGAGCUAGACUCGAUAGAAAAAAGCCAAAGCUCAGGUGCAGGGAGAAGAAUACGAGUUAUUGUCCCCAUAGCAUUUGUGGUUUUGAUCAUACUAGUUUCAAUAUGCUUAUUCUAUCGUUAUUAUAGCAAGAAGCACCAGCAACAAGGGACAUCCGAAAACGAUGAAGAUCUAGAGCUGCCACUAUUUGGCUUGUCUACAUUACUUAAAGCUACAAACAACUUUUCAAUGAACAACAAACUUGGAGAGGGGGGCUUUGGACCAGUUCACAAGGGUGUGCUCGAAGACGGGCAAGAAAUAGCAGUGAAACGGCUAGCAAAAACAUCAACCCAAGGACUUCACGAGUUCAAGAAUGAAGUCAUCCUUAUAUCUAAACUACAACAUCGCAAUCUUGUCAAACUCUUGGGUUGCUGCAUAGAGGGAGCUGAAAAGAUGUUGAUUUAUGAAUACAUGCCAAACAAAGGCCUUGAUUCUAUCCUAUUUGAUAAAACUCAAAGCAAACUCCUUGAUUGGCCUGCACGAUACCACAUAAUCAUGGGAAUUGCUCGAGGACUUCUUUAUCUUCAUCAGGAUUCUCGACUGAGAAUCAUACAUAGAGAUCUCAAAGUCAGCAAUAUUUUACUUGACAAAGAUAUGAACCCAAAGAUAUCUGAUUUUGGGAUGGCUAGAAUUUUUGGAGGAAAUCAGAUACAGGCAAACACAAACAGAGUGGUUGGAACAUAUGGCUACAUGGCGCCAGAGUAUGCAGGAAAUGGUAUAUUUUCAAUAAAAUCAGACGUAUAUAGCUUCGGAGUGUUAGUGCUGGAAAUUUUGAGUGGGGAAAAAAACAAAGGGUUCGUCCACAAAGAACAUUGGGACAACCUUAUCGGAUAUGCAUGGGGACUCCAUAAUGCUGGCGAAUCCUUGCAAUUAGUUGCCAAGUGCCUAGGUGAAACAAUAAAUGUAUCACAAGCUAGGCGUUUCGUCCAUGUUGGUUUGUUGUGUGUUCAAGGUCACCCAGAAGAUAGACCCACUAUGACAUCUGUGAUCAUGAUGUUGGGGAGUGAGAUUUCAUUGCCUUCACCCAAAGAACCAGGAUUUUACUUUGGAAAAACUAAGCACGAUACUAAUCAAUCUUCAAGUUCAUACGGAACAAGUUCUAAUAAUGAACUAAGCAUUACAAUGUUGAAUGGUAGAUAAAAUGAAAGUUACAUGUUUUAAACCAACAACUUCUAGCUAAAAGCUCAUUAGGCAUUUUGGAUUGACCAACAUGAGCUAUAGUAUUGUGUAAAUAAUAUGAACUUUUGUAUCUUGCCAGUUGCUUGGACAGGGAUAUAUAAUAAACACGUAUCACAAAUAAGUUACUCAUCUCAUCUUGGUUUUAAGGAUAUUUACAAUGAUUGUACACAACAUCACUU